AUGUCUUCGCGGCCGUCGUCCAGCACAUCCAAGGAUAUGCCGUCGGCCUCGGCUCUAGGCCCAGGUCUGCGACGAUCUUUCACCCUUCCCUCGAGACUCGCCAACCCGACCAGAGACCAUCAACAAGUCGAGAUUGGUUCCGCCGACGGGAUUGAGACGCUGUUUGUACACCCUUCGGCUAAGAUCGUAUCCUUCAGCACAGCAUCAUCUCUGAGAUCGCGACCCAGCUCGAGAUCGAGCAUCGCCAGCUAUGAUGGAGAAGGUGAAUCGACCUCUCUGGAAUGGACCUCACCUACCGAACGGACCAUGGCUUUGGGACCCUUGGAGAUAUACCGCGUACCUGGCUCAGUCGCAUUUCUGCACUCGGGCAGCUUGCUCCACGCCAUCCUCCCUCGUUCGCAAUGUUGGUGUGUCGACGGCGUCUCCAAGUUCGCCAUGCGCUUACCUGGAUCCACACAGGAAGAUUUGGAACACGUCGAGGUGCUCAAGAAGACACUGGCCAAAGUCUUGUACUACGAGAGAACAGCUUGUCCCUUCCAGAGAGGCUUUGGCCACGACCUGCCAGAAAUGCCCAGCAGAAACUCGCGCAGACUGUCAAGAGAGUUGAUCGAACCUGCGAAGCGCUGGAAACUUAACAAGGUCUGGAGGCCCGAGGGCGCUGAUCUCGAGGAACCGCAACUCUUGCAACCCAACAGAAGUGCCUCGACAUCAGGGGAGGAGAGUGGAAAAGAGCAGGACACAAGGCCAGCAAGCAGAGACAAGCCAACACAGCUAUCUGGACCAUUCCCUUCCAAAAAGCUGGCGGCCAUGCGCUCGGUUACUGCCCCUCCGCAGCUGAGUCUCGAAUCGUCACCUCCAUCCAAAGUCAACAAGGUCCGGAAGAUGGCUGGCAUCUUCGACCAGACUGCUCGGGACACUGCACCAUCCCUUACACAUCCUCUAUCAAGCGCCCUCGUUCCACGACUACCACCUACUCCCGAAUCUGACGAUGACCACGAUCUACCUCUCAGUUCCCCCGACUACCAUAUUCAUGAAGAUAUUACGAGCGAAGAAUCUGUCAAUUCAGCCACAGUGCGACCAAUCGCGGUCGUGGCGGAUGAAGAUGGCCAUCCAAGGUUCUCGGAACCUUUGAUUAUCUCUGACACACUAUCUCAGUCUGACCCCGACGCACAAGAGGAAGCUGAUGACACAAUCACCGGAACACUCCCACCAGACGAACCUCUAGAACAAGCAGUCGCAGGAGCCACAGAAAAGCUGGAAGAAGAACUGGAUAACAGCACACCACCCAUCACCAAAGCCUCGCAACCACCCCUCUCAAACCCUACCGAGCAACCUUCAACAGCACCACCAUCCACAUCAACAACCGAAACCACCUCCUACGUAACCUUCACAGCUUCCUCACCAGCCCUCUCCACAACCUCCCUCUCAACAGCAGCAUCCUGGUCCACCCUCCCCGUCCUCACCCCCUCUGAAGCAACCGACCUACUGCGCCAACGUCGUCGCGCACCCUCUCAAUCACCCUCACCUUCUACUCGUACUUCGUCCUCUCCACCUCCCGCCUCUGUCUCUGUGUCUACACCCGCCAAACCCACCUCCUCAACCACCGCUCUCACCAAAACCUCUCCAGCCCUUCUCGUUCGCAAAACCUGCGCUUUGUUUUUGGGUCCACCGGCGAAUCUCGUAGCUACUAUGCUCAGGAUAGCAGCGAGAUUGGUUGCUAGCGGCGCGCUGAAUCUGGCUGAACCAGCUUUCCACGAUUUGUUUGCCGUGGCUGGAGGAGGUGGUGCGGCGAAUGCUGCUGCUACUGCGGCGGCGGGGAGAUUGAGAGGGCAUAGACGAGUACCAGGGAGUUGGGACUUGAGUGAUGAUGAUGAGGACUGGGGUUUCUAG
This is a messenger RNA of Aureobasidium namibiae CBS 147.97, 1890 nucleotides long. RefSeq lists its product as uncharacterized. Gene Ontology annotation, cellular component: extrinsic component of intraperoxisomal membrane. Gene Ontology annotation, biological process: peroxisome inheritance. The record is from RefSeq and is a predicted model, not a curated record. NCBI's taxonomy places the organism in Eukaryota, Fungi, Ascomycota, Dothideomycetes, Dothideales, Saccotheciaceae. The transcript is spliced from 5 exons. Bases 1 to 1890 code for a protein of 629 amino acids.